This is a messenger RNA of Monopterus albus (swamp eel), 975 nucleotides long. RefSeq names its product trace amine-associated receptor 13c-like. Gene Ontology annotation, molecular function: trace-amine receptor activity. The transcript has 2 exons. Gene Ontology annotation, cellular component: membrane. The annotation marks the transcript as partial. The record is from RefSeq and is a predicted model, not a curated record. Gene Ontology annotation, biological process: G protein-coupled receptor signaling pathway. Lineage: Eukaryota; Metazoa; Chordata; Actinopteri; Synbranchiformes; Synbranchidae.
CCUUUCUCCUCCUCUCUCUCUCUGAUGAUGGAGGAAACUGAACUCUGCUUUCCACAACUCCUCAACAUGUCUUGCAAAAAGCACACACGUCCUUACACUGAGACAAUGAUCAUAUACAUUGUGUUUUCCUCCAUUUCUCUGUUGACUGCGUCUCUCAACCUGCUGGUCAUCAUCUCCAUCUCCCACUUCAGGCAGCUCCACACUCCCACCAACCUCCUCCUCCUCUCUCUGGCUGUUGCUGACUUCCUCGUCGGCCUCUUUGUGAUGCCAUUUCAAAUCCUCUUAACGGAACCCUGCUGGUUCCUGGGCGACCUGGUGUGUGUUCUGUUUUAUUUCUUACCCUUUAUCACUGUCUAUGCCUCAGUAGUAAACAUGGUUCUCAUAUCAGUUGACCGUUAUGUGGCUAUCUGUGACCCUCUGCGCUACCCCACCAAAAUCACUCAAAAGAGAGUUCAAGUCUUUAUUCUCCUGUGUUGGAUUUAUGCUGUUUUUUGCAACUUUAUGAUUUUAUAUGAUAACUUGAAACAACUAGGCAGGUAUAACUCCUGCUAUGGAAAAUGUGUGAUUACCAUAAAUGGAGCUGUUGACAUGGUGUUGUUCUUUAUCCUUCCCAUCACUGCCAUCAUCAUUCUGUAUAUGAGAGUGUUUGUAGUGGCUGUGUCUCAGGCCCGUGCCAUGCGCUCCCACAUUGCAGCUGUCACACUGCAGUGUUCAGUGACUGUAACUGCUAAGAAAUCAGAGAUGAAAGCAGCCAGGACUCUUGGUGUCCUUGUUGCUGUGUUUCUCAUGUGUUACUGUCCAUCUUAUUGUGUCUCUCUCUCUAACUAUGACAUCAUGAUUGGUUCUUCAAGUACGGUUGUUGUGAUUUUUCUGACAUAUCUUAACUCAUGUCUAAACCCAGUGAUCUAUGCCUUUUUCUACCCCUGGUUUAGAAAAUCAGUUAAACUCAUUGUUACACUUGAGAUACUGCAGCCU